AUGCUGCAGGAGGAGGAGCCCCUGGACGCGAGCCCUACGGCCGCCCCGGCGCGCCACAACCCCGCCCCGACCUCUCCAUCGCCCCGCCAGCCGCCGGUGAGCCCUAUCCCGUCCGUCGCUCACGUCUCUUCCAUCGUCACACCAUUGACGGAGUUUGACCACCCUGAGAAAGGCGAUGCUCUGUAUGCAAUGGAGUUGGCUCUAGCUCUUGAAAAGCUGGUGAAUGAGAAGCUGCACAACCUGCACAGUGUGGCAACAAGGUGCAACGAUCCUCAACUGACCGACUUCGUGGAGAGUGAGUUCCUUCAGGAACAGGUUGAUGCUAUCAAGAAGAUCUCUGAGUACGUCUCACAGCUGAGAAGAGUCGGCAAAGGCCACGGAGUAUGGCACUUUGACCAAAUGCUGCUCGAGGAGGCGGCUUGAAGGCCAUGGUGACGGCAGUCAAGGGAAGAUGUAGGUGUCGAGUUGUGGUUUUGAGGAUUUUUGCAGUGUGUUUGUAGGAUCCGUAUGCUGCGCUGUGUCUGGGAUUUUGAAAUAAAACGAAGGGGGACAUAUUCCGGUCUUGAUGCCAA
Molecule: messenger RNA, 572 nt
Organism: Lolium rigidum
Lineage: Eukaryota; Viridiplantae; Streptophyta; Magnoliopsida; Poales; Poaceae
Product: ferritin-1, chloroplastic-like
Exons: 7
Coding region: 1-423 (140 amino acids)
Biological process (GO): iron ion transport; intracellular iron ion homeostasis
Cellular component (GO): cytoplasm
Molecular function (GO): ferrous iron binding; ferric iron binding
Source: RefSeq, a predicted model, not a curated record